AGGCUAAAACUCCACCCACAAGAAAAGGAAGACGCUUCCCCCUCCUCCCCAACGGCUACCUCUUCAAAUUUCUUCCUUUUUCUCUCUUCACCUCAAGCUCCUGGCACCAGCUUGGCUGCGGAAAAAGAAGAAAAACCAUCGGAAAGAAUCUAAAGGAAAGAUUGAAAGGAAAAGGAGGAAGGAAAAAUGGCGUACACCUACACGCCCACCUACUACUCUUCCUUCCAAGACACCAUCACCUCUCUGUGCAAAUCCCUCCUCCCCUUCUCCCUCAAGAAUCGGCGCCUCCCACCAGACCAGAAGCUCGCCAAGCAUCACUCCGACAACCUCAAAUGGCAGCAGGAGUCCUUCCACCGGAUCCUCAACCUCAUUGGCCUCCACAAGGAAGGGAUCGUGCCCGAGAGCGACGUCACGGCCUUCCGAUCCCAUCUCCUCGAUACCCUUAUCGCCUCCCCGGCCCAUCCGGAGCCAGUUAGCGUGAUCAGAGACAAGCUUCUUUUCUUGCAGGAAUUAUUCUAUGCCAAAUGCAUUUCAGCUGAGGAGUACCAUUCUUCAAAGAGGCCUCUGCUGCAGAGGCUCGCGGUGCAGGGGGCGGAGAUCGAUUGCAGAGAUGUGAUCGUUGGGGCCCCCGCAGUGAGCUCUGAAGAGUGGUCAGUUAUAGAGCUCAGGGACAGAGAGCCCACCACGACAACCGAGAAGAGCAAGCAUAAAACCCCAAUGAAAUCUUUUAUCAGCAAUGUAGCCACUCCAUACAAAUCAUGGAGAGGGAAGGGGAAGGAGAACUCGAGGAAUCCGAAUAUAAACGCGAUGGAUCCAUCAAAGGUUUCCAUGGAAAAUCCAUUCUGGGAGAAGAAUAAAAACGGCAAUAACUGUUCAAUCCUUAUGCCCGAGAGCUCGCCGCCGGCGCCGGUCAAGUCUGAGCCGGCGAAGAGGAAGCCGUUCCAUGCUCUAUUUCAGAGACAGCAACGAGAUGAGAAUGAGAACAAGGAGGCCUCCACCCCCAAGCCUGAAGAGAAACUGCCAAAAUCUUCGAAGAAACAAUGGGGUUUCGAUGGAUUUAAGAAAUGGAAGAGAAGUGAUUCUGAAGACGAGUCCGCAACUCCUUACCUGCCUCCAGGAGAGAGGUCUGACGACGCUUCGCCAAUUCCUCGCGCGCUCGUGGCCAGCCCGAUCGGAGAAGGCCCUGAUACGAAAAGGAUGAAGAAAGCGAUGCACUCUGAUUUUUUGGUCGACAAGGUCUUGGGGGAGAAUAUAAAGAAGGAGCUCUCUCGAAUCCAAUCGGAAUUAUGUGCAAAGAAUCCAAACCAUGAUUUCUCGAAUGAACAAAUGGAGGCAAUAUCGACAAGGCUUCCUGGGGACAAGGCAGAUCUGAACAAUUUCUUCCCAAAGUCGUGGUGCGAUCAGUAUGGGGACGUUGUGCUCGAUGUCGUGAGGAAGGAGUUUAAGGAUCAUGUCAGUGAGAUGAAAACCCUGAGAAGUGCUGAAAGAGAGAAGAAUGGCAGUGAAGAGAAAUGGGUAGCUUUUGAAGAUAAUGAUGAGAACUUGCACAUCGACCUCUUCUCCGAGGAUCAAGUGCUGUUGAAUCGCAAGGUGAAGGAUAAAACUAAUGGCUGUUUUGCAAGCAAUCCCUUUCUUGAUGAUCAGAAUCCUUUCUGGUCUCCAAGGGGUAACUGAUAAGAAGAUUUCAUUCGAGUGUUGUUGGAUCUGUAUCAGGAGUUUUGUAUGUAAUAAUGAGUUGGCUCGGUUUAACUCUGGUCGGAGGAAAUUCAAGUGUUGUUGUUGGAUCUGUUGGUGGUUGUGUGAAUGUGAGGGUCUAUUUUGCAUUCUUUCCUUGGUGAAUUUAAAAAGCUCUCUAUGAAGGAAGGAGCUGCUUUUGGUAUUUUUGCCCUCAGCUGUUUGUCUGGUGCUUAAUGAACAUGGGUUAAUUCCCCUAAUUCUGGUGCUGUUUA
This is a messenger RNA of Phoenix dactylifera (date palm), 1949 nucleotides long. RefSeq lists its product as uncharacterized. NCBI's taxonomy places the organism in Eukaryota, Viridiplantae, Streptophyta, Magnoliopsida, Arecales, Arecaceae. The record is from RefSeq and is a predicted model, not a curated record.